Messenger RNA from Hippocampus comes (tiger tail seahorse), 3301 nucleotides. Its product is annotated as serine/threonine-protein kinase tousled-like 2. The record is from RefSeq and is a predicted model, not a curated record. Gene Ontology annotation, biological process: intracellular signal transduction; peptidyl-serine phosphorylation; chromosome segregation. Gene Ontology annotation, molecular function: protein serine/threonine kinase activity; ATP binding. Bases 530 to 2653 code for a protein of 707 amino acids. NCBI's taxonomy places the organism in Eukaryota, Metazoa, Chordata, Actinopteri, Syngnathiformes, Syngnathidae. Gene Ontology annotation, cellular component: nucleus; perinuclear region of cytoplasm. The transcript is spliced from 21 exons.
AGAAUCCGAGAGCGGCACCGUCGGUCGAUCUCCCCAGGUUCGACUCAUUCUGCGGGGCUUUCCGAUCGGCAAUGACCUCAACUUCACACCUUGUGGAAGACGGCUUUAAAUUGCUAUAGACGAGACAUUCAAAGGACAGUGCGGUGAUGUGACGAGUGCCACCGAACAGGAGGAGGAGAAGUCGGGGGUCGGAGGUGGCGGGGGAUCAGGGCCAUCAAUGGUCGAGAGUCGGGGGUCUCCGGACACCCGUGCGGAGGUACCGAGACCUGGAGGAAACCCCGAGGAUCACGGCCUCUUGCCCGGAUGACACCGGCGGCCACCGGCCGGACUCAGCUAGCGUCCGCUAAGCUAACUAAUGUCUUCCAAGGAGUGGCAAGAAAUGUAGCAAAUGACUUGUUGGAUUUUUUUCAUUGCAGCGAGUGUGCGGGACUUGUUAGGGGGGUCUUUUGGCCGCCGGAUGGAAGCCGCGGAGCUCCUAAGCUUCGGGCCGUGAUUGACAGUUUAAAGAGCUAAACGCUCCCCAGGCGCGAUGGAAGGACUUCACGGCCAAGCUCUCAGCUUGGACCCUCGCAGGCAAGAAUUGCUCGAAGCUCGCUUCACUGGAGUUGGGGUGACCAAGAUCAACAGUGAAUCAUCCAGCCAGUCUCUUUGCAGCCUGGGCUCCCUUAGCGACAAGGAAGUGGAGCUGCCGGAGAAGAAGGCCGAGCACAGAAGCAGGAAGAGAAAAGCAGACGCCUGUGACACCAACAGUCAAGGAAAGGGACGAGGACACAAGACGAGUGAUUAUUUUGAGUUUGCCGGCAGCAGCGGUUCCAGCACCAGUCCGGCCCGCGGCGUCCCCGUGCUGGUGCGCUGCUGCUUUUCCCAGCACUCGCUGUCCUAUCCCUCGUUGCAGCAGAGCAGUCCUUCGUCGGCAGGCUCGGCCCACACUGACUCGUCGUCGUGCAGCUCCGUCAAGAUGGCCCCUGCGCACUUUAGCUCCCACAAAGCCACCCAGUCUGAGCUGACACUGCUGAAGCUGACGGCGCUGGAGAGAAACAAGAACUCCGACCUGGAGAAGAAAGAGGGGCGGAUAGAUGACCUGCUGAGGGCGAACGGCGACCUGCGGCGGCAGGUGGAAGAGCAGCAGAAGAUGUUGGAGCGCUUCAAGGAGCGUCUCAACAAGUGCGUCACCAUGAGCAAGAAGCUCCUCCUUGAAAAGUCAAAGCACGAGAAGAGGACACGGCGGGACAAGAGCAUGCAGGAUCGUCUGCGCCUGGGCCACUUCACGACGGUUCGACGCGGCGCCUCCUUCGCCGAGCAGUGGGCCGACGGAAUCGCUUUUCAGAAUCUCAUCAAGCAACAAGAGCGCAUCAACUCGCAGCGCGAGGACAUCGAGAGGCAGAGGAAGCUGCUGGGGAAAAGAAAGCCGCCCCCCGUGGCUCCCGUGCAGCCACCCAGCACCGAGCACAACAAACGAAAGGGCAGGAGCAACGGCCAGGAGAGUGAAGCGCUGUCACUAGCGGAGUAUCAUGAGCAAGAGGAGAUAUUCAAACUCCGGAUUGGUCAUCUAAAAAAGGAAGAGGCGGAGAUCCAGACGGAGCUGGAGCGGCUGGAGCGAGUGCGCAAUCUGCACAUCCGGGAGCUGAAGAGAAUCCACAACGAGGACAAUUCGCAAUUUAAAGACCACCCGACGCUGAAUGACAGAUAUCUGCUGUUACAUCUACUUGGAAGAGGGGGCUUCAGUGAAGUUUACAAGGCUUUUGAUUUAACCGAGCAAAGGUAUGUGGCCGUUAAAAUCCACCAGCUGAACAAGAGCUGGCGGGAGGAGAAGAAGCAGAACUACCACAAGCACGCCUGCCGAGAGUACAGAAUCCACAAAGAACUGGAUCACCCUCGGAUAGUCAAACUGUACGACUACUUCUCGGUCGACACGGACUCGUUCUGCACUGUGCUGGAGUACUGCGAGGGCAAUGACCUGGACUUCUACUUGAAGCAAAACAAGCUGAUGACAGAGAAGGAGGGCCGCUCCGUCGUCAUGCAAAUCGUCAACGCGCUCAAGUACCUCAAUCAGAUCCGCCCGCCCAUCAUCCACUACGACCUCAAGCCAGGAAACAUCCUGUUGGUGAACGGCUCCGCUUGCGGCGAGAUUAAGAUCACCGACUUCGGCCUGUCCAAGAUCAUGGACGACGACAGCUGCGCUUCAUCGGAGGGCAUGGAGCUGACCUCGCAGGGGGCGGGCACCUAUUGGUACCUUCCUCCAGAGUGCUUCGUGGUCGGCAAGGAGCCUCCGAAGAUAUCCAACAAAGUCGACGUUUGGUCGCUUGGGGUCAUCUUCUAUCAGAGCUUAUACGGACGCAAGCCAUUUGGUCACAACCAAUCCCAGCAGGACAUCCUCCAAGAGAACACCAUCCUCAAAGCUACCGAGGUGCAGUUCCCCCCAAAACCCGUUGUCACCCCGGAAGCGAAGACGUUCAUCCGUCGCUGCCUCGCUUAUCACAAGGAGGACCGCGUGGACGUGCUCCAGUUAGCGCGGGAACCUUACCUGAUGCCCGCCAUCCGAAAGACCCUCGGCGGUGCCGCCGCUAUUGCUGGCGCGUCGCCUGCCGCCCCUCCAGGCGCCCCCCCUUUCCCCUCCACCUCCGGCGGCUACGGAAACAGCGCUUCCAACUGAAGUCACACAUUGGACAGAGGGCGUUGACGUCCAACGUCGCUCGUACUAAUGCGCCGACUCACUUUCAGGGGCUUCACAAAGCAGCAUCUCCCAAUCUUUAGUGGGCCAUGGAACAUAUUUUGCAGUAGGCAAAUCUCACGCAUUGCCACCAAGUAAAAAAGGAAGAGCAUUUGAUUGUUGUCCCUGUCACGAUACAUCGCUGGCAUAGAUCGACUAACAAAGAUGUGUUUGGAGACAGUUUCCAGUGGCAGAGGUUGGGAAUCGCUGCUCGAAAGCACCCACAAAUUUGCUCAAGUGCGACGCAUCUGUACUGUGGAAGGAGUAUGACGAGUACGGGGUCAAAUCUUACUAAGAAGACAUUGCAAGUAUUUACCCCGCCGCCCCAUUGACUUUUAUUGAAAGGGCUCCCACAGCAGUGACUGAAGACCAAAGUAGACAACAACGGGGUGGCGGGGGGCAGAUUAUUUUCAAUUUCAAUUCAACCGGAGGCUAUCAGCUGAUGUGAAUAUGAAUUAUCCCACCAAGCUACUCCUGCUUCAAAUCAUGCUUUUAAGAAAGGGGGCUGGGGGUCGUAUGAGUGUUAUGCAGAGCGAAAAUAUUCUCAGAAUGAUAGUAUGUAACCAUUAAAAGAAAUAUUUGGUUACCCCA